Protopolystoma xenopodis is the source of this 237-nucleotide messenger RNA. The record is from the annotation of a GenBank genome assembly. NCBI's taxonomy places the organism in Eukaryota, Metazoa, Platyhelminthes, Monogenea, Polystomatidea, Polystomatidae.
GUGAACAAUCAGCAGAUUGAAGAGACUGUAGCUCUGGUGCGUGGCAAGUUGUCCAAGCAGAACCGCACCACUUUACAAGCGCUGAUUGUGCUGGACGUGCAUGCUCGAGAUGUGUUGGCUGAGUUGAUCACGGAAAAGGUGAACAGCGAGACGGACUUCUCGUGGCUCAGUCAGAUGCGCUACUACUGGGAAGAGGGUCAAAUGGUGACUCGAAUGAUAAACUCUCAACUAAAGUAG